AUGGGUGUGCUGGCAGGUUACAACGGCACCAUCUUCGCCUAUGGCCAAACAGGAAGUGGAAAAACCUUUACAAUCACAGGAGGUGCAGAACGCUACAGUGAUCGAGGAAUCAUCCCUAGAACGCUUUCUUACCUGUAUCAGCAUUUCAGCAAGGACAGCACUACAAUCUAUACGACCCACAUAUCUUACCUGGAAAUCUACAAUGACGCUGGCUACGAUCUACUGAAUCCCCAACAUGAAGCAUCUCGUCUCGAGGACUUACCGAAGGUGACCAUCAUGGAAGACUCAGACCAGAACAUUCACCUUAAGAACCUGUCGUUGCAACAAGCGGCUAAUGAAGAGGAUGCUUUAGAUUUGCUUUUUUUAGGAGACACUAAUCGUAUAAUUGCAGAGACUCCCAUGAACCAGGCUUCCACACGUUCUCACUGCAUCUUUACCAUUCACCUGUGCAGCAAGAAACCGGGUUCAGCCACAGUGCGAUGCUCCAAGCUUCAUCUGGUAGAUCUAGCUGGAUCGGAAAGAGUAGGAAAGACGGGUGUGGGGGGUCAAAUUCUAACGGAAGCCAAAUACAUCAACCUGUCGUUGCACUAUCUGGAGCAGGUCAUCAUAGCUUUGUCAGAGAAGAAUCGAUCCCACAUCCCCUACCGUAACUCCAUGAUGACCUCUGUGCUUAGGGACAGUUUGGGUGGCAACUGUAUGACCACUAUGAUAGCAACUGUGUCUGUGGAGAGGAUGAACAUUGAUGAGUCUAUUUCCACUUGUCGUUUUGCUCAAAGAGUGGCUUUAAUUAAAAAUGAUGCUUUGCUCAAUGAAGAACUAGAUUCUGCUCUUUUAAUAAUUCAUUUGAAAAAGGAGAUCCAGUCUUUGAAGGAAGAGCUUGCUCUGGUUUCUGGAGAGCAACGGAGUGAUGAGCUAACUCCAGAGGAAAUCCAGAAGUAUAAAGCAGCAGGUUACCGAUCAGCCUCCAGGGAGCACAGCCUAAACUCACUGCAGCACACAGAAGAGAGCACUUACUUCAUCAGAGCACCCACCUUAAUCCCUCACUGGUUUUGGUCACUUGUAAAUAAAUCCACCCUCCGGGGGACUUUGCUUGAGCUAUCCUUGUCGUGUGAUUCUUCACCCCGUUACACUGGUGGAGAAUGCGAGCAUUUCAGUCAUAGGCGGGCGCUCCUCCCCAACAUGGAUGAACUUCUCCAACUGGUCGCCGAGGUUAGCAUCUGCCAGCAACAAAUAGUUGAGCACCUCGCCAACCACCAGGUUGACAACAAGCAGGAGCUCGCAGCACUGCAUGCCGCUCACCAUGUUCCACUGCCGGAUCCCUGGGCACAAGCCGCCAAGUUGUUACCAAAGAUGUUCCCCCAAGAUGACUUAGAAGCAUACUACAAAUGCUUGAAACCAUGGUCACCAAUGAGGGAUGACAUAGUGAUGACUGGGCACGGGUGUUGGACACCCCGUUGA
Misgurnus anguillicaudatus (oriental weatherfish) is the source of this 1458-nucleotide messenger RNA. NCBI's taxonomy places the organism in Eukaryota, Metazoa, Chordata, Actinopteri, Cypriniformes, Cobitidae. The record is from RefSeq and is a predicted model, not a curated record.